Musa acuminata AAA Group (dessert banana) is the source of this 3408-nucleotide messenger RNA. RefSeq names its product pentatricopeptide repeat-containing protein At1g22960, mitochondrial-like. Bases 111 to 2318 code for a protein of 735 amino acids. The record is from RefSeq and is a predicted model, not a curated record. The transcript has 3 exons. NCBI's taxonomy places the organism in Eukaryota, Viridiplantae, Streptophyta, Magnoliopsida, Zingiberales, Musaceae. Gene Ontology annotation, molecular function: protein binding.
GUAUUACGCCCUCGGCUACGCGACUCCACAUGUUCAUUCGUAUCUCCCUCUCCCAAGGGAGGCCGCCCGCAGAUGCAUAGUUAGCUUCAUCUCCAGCUUCUUCCAAUGGCAUGGAGGCGAAGGCGAAGGAAGCUCUAAAUCUAUGUUCUCCAUCCCUCAUGCUCUUCCCUAAAUUUAAACUACUCAUCUCGACGACAACCCUAGCCGCCACCGCCGCUGAGGUACGCCCCUUCCAUCAUCUCCUCCCUUCCAUCAAAGCCUACUACUCCUCCUCCUCGUCUUCCCCCGUUGAUCUUCCCCCUUUCGACGCCCUCCUCUCCGGUAUCCUCGACUCUGAUCCCGCCGCCUUCACCCGUGGCUUUCGUGCUCCGGACUCCAUCAAGCCUCUCCUCUCCGAGCCUCACCUAUUCCUCGCUGCCCUGCGCUCAGUCCGACGCCGCCCUCGCCUCGCCCUCCGCUUCUUCCGCUGGGCCGAGAGCCAGCCCGGCUUCCCCUGCUCGGAGGCUGCCUUCUGCGCCGUCCUCCAGAUACUCGCUGAGGGCGGCCUCAUGCGUGCCGCCUACUCCGUCGCCCAGCGUGUGCUUCACCUCCGUCUCCACGGCAUCGUUGACCUCCUUAUCGACGGACACGCUGGUCCCGAGGCCACGGCCCCCCUCCUGGAUCUGCUUCUCUGGCUGUACACCAAGUGUUCGAUGGUGGAGCUCGCCGUGUCCACCUUCUACAAGAUGGUAGCCCACGGGUUCCUGCCGGACGUCAAGAACUGCAACAGGAUUCUGAGGAUCUUGAGGGACACGGCCCAGUGGACGGAGGUGCGCGCCAUCUACAAACAUAUGAUUAAAGUCGGCGUCCAGCCUACCAUUGUAACUUUCAAUACGAUGCUCGAUUCCUUUUGCAAGGAAGGAAAGGCGGAAGAGGCUCUCAAGAUUUUGGGCGAGAUGGAAGAUCAGGACGCUGGGUGCUUACCCAAUGAUAUUACCUAUAAUGUCAUCAUCAACGGCCUGUCAAAGAAGGGGGAAUUGGACAAGGCAGAGAAGUUGCUUGACAAAAUGAGGUGCUCCCGAAAGGCCUCAUCUUUUACUUACAAUCCUUUGAUUAGUGGGUUAUUCAGCAAAGGUUUUGUCGACGAGGCACUGGGUUUCAGGGAUGAGAUGGUGGGGUUCGGAGUGAUGCCAACAGUGGUGACUUACAAUGCUUUAAUCUAUGGGUUGUGUAGGAGUGGACGGAUGGAAGAGGCCCAGGAGAAGUUUGUCGAAAUGGGUAAGAUGAAUCUGGCACAAGAUGUAGUAUCUUACAACUCUUUAAUUUAUGGGUAUUGCAGAUUAGGGAAUGUAAAAGAGGCUCUAUGCUUGUUUAAUCAUCUGAGAGAUGCACAUAUAGCUCCUAAUAUUAGAACUUACAACAUUCUUAUAGAUGGUCAUUGUAGAUUGGGAGCCCUGGAUGGGGCUCAGAAGUUUAAGGAGGAGAUGAUUUGUUCGGGGUUUCUGCCCGAUGUUUAUACGUAUACCAUUCUGGUAAAUGGGUCUUGCAAGAUGGGAAAUCUUGCCAUGGCAAAAGGAUUUUUUGAUGAGAUGUUACAAAAAGGUCUCGAGCCAGAUUGCCAUGCGUACACAACAAGAAUAGUUGGAGAAUUGAAGUUAGGGGAUACUUCUAAGGCUUUUCAAUUGCGGGAAGAGAUGAAAGCAAAAGGCAUCACUCCUAAUAUAGUUACCUACAAUGUUCUGAUAGAUGGGCUAUGCAAGAUGGGAAAUCUGAAAGAGGCAUAUGGUUUGUGGCAAAAGAUGGUACAUGAUGGAUUUCAUCCAAAUUGUGUAACCUAUACUUGCUUAAUUAAUGCACAUUGCGAGAAGGGUCAUAUGAGAGAAGCAAAAAAUCUGUUUGAUAGCAUGCUUAGUAAUAAUUUAUCGCCGACAGUCGUCACCUACACUGUUCUCAUUCAUGCACAUGCAAAUAAAGGAAAUUUGGAGGCUGCAUAUGGCUACUUCUCCAAGAUGCUGGAGGAGAAUGUCUUGCCUAACGAAAUAACUUAUAAUGCCCUCAUAAAUGGGCUCUGUAGAAAGCACAAGGUUGAAUUGGCUUAUGAGCUCUUCGACAAGAUGCAAGGAAAUGGUUUGUCCCCAAAUAAGUAUACAUAUACUUUACUCAUAAAUGAAAAUUGCAAUUUGGGUAACUGGAAAGAAGCACUGAGGUUGUAUGCUGAAAUGCAUGAGAAAGAAAUUAUUCCUGAUUUUUGCACUCAGAAUGUUUUGUUUAAAGGUUUUGGUGAAGACUUCAAGCAUCAUGCAGUGAAAUUUUUAGAAACUGAUGUUCUUUGCAGUUAAUUGAUGAUUCAAAUGCCAUAGUUAUACAUGGUCAGGGGCAGACAAAUAAGAAUUUGUGUGUUGACAUUUGUAUCACAAUUGUAUUUUUUUUCCUCUGGCAGCAGUGAUAGCAGAUAUUCAGCAUGUCUGAUGAUACGUCCACAGGCAUGUAGCUGUCCAAGUGUCCAGAGUGACUUCCAAAGACAGCAAAUAAUCUAGCACUGGCAAACUCCAGUCCUUUGCUGUGUUAAGUCAGUCAUGAUGAUGUAUUCCAUUAAAGCAUGAUGCUAAUCUGUAUGACUGAUGGUUCAUUCACAUAAAGGAGGCCACACCCAGUAAACAACCAGACAAUUUGCAGUGUUGGUGGACUUGAGUCUAAAAUAUGCAGUUUUUUCUUUUAAAUUUGUAUGAGAUGAAUAAUCAUUUUUUUAUCCUCUCAAGGGAUGAUAUCACAAAGUUGCAGCAGGUAAGGUGACAUGAUAAUUUUGUAAAUUCAAACUAUUCUUUGUAACACAAUAGUACAUCAAGCUUUGGUCUUUCAUUUGUCUCCAUAUACAGCAAUUAUUUAAUCACCAUAUCUAUUUUAACGGCUGUCAUUGGAUAAUUAAACCAAAACAGUAUUGUUGGGCUAAAGUUAUUCUAUUGUUAAAAGUUUUUCUCUCAUUGUGUUCCAGCUGCCUGAUUUGUGGUUUUGACCUAGUAAAAUUGAGGUGUAUGUAAAGCUGCAAACAAGGGCACAAAAAAGAAGGAUAUAAAAAUCUUCAGUCACAAGAUACAGAAGUUACUUAGGGAGAUGCCCUUGGUUGAUGAGUUCUGAAAUCCUAGCUUCUAGAUCAUGGGGUACGCACAAAAGAAGAACCAGAUAGAUGCAAAGCAGAUGUCGGGCAAUAAAUAUUUACUCAUUCGUGGAUCCAUUUCAUCUAUGCUUCGUUGGCAGUCCUAAUUUUCUAUCAUGAUGAAGGGAUGUAUCAUGACUUUGCCAUAGGUUUUUAAAUGUGAAUUCUUCAAAUUAAUCUGCAUUACUCUGUAUCUUUGUGCUUUUUAGCACUGAAUUAAAACGUGUAACUAUAAUAUGAGUUUUUAUUUUGUAAGCUUGGUUAUUCGAAGACAA